Messenger RNA from Mesorhabditis spiculigera, 450 nucleotides. The record is from the annotation of a GenBank genome assembly. Lineage: Eukaryota; Metazoa; Nematoda; Chromadorea; Rhabditida; Rhabditidae.
AUGCUCUUGCUUUUGGUGGUCGCCGUCAUUUUUGGUAGUGUUGAAGCAGAGUUCAGCCACAAUCAAUUCCGCAACUACACCUGUGUACGUCAGCCGGCCGACGGGCAGACGCAGUGCCGUUUGAAGUUUGACGAGAAUUCCGAUGAAUGGGAUGCUCUGAAUGAUAACGGAUGCUUCAUGGAAUUCGACCCGAAACGCAAGGAGACGCUCGAAUUCUGCCCGCUGCAGUGCACUGACGCCGAGACGGCCUACAUCGAGGCCAAGACACCGACCAACAACAAUCGUUGCGUUGCCUUCUUCAACUACAACGUCAUCCACCGCAACACCGACUGGUUCCUGUGGCGCGCUGGCGAUUGUAUGAGCGAGGAGAUCCAAUUCCGCGUCGGCUGCACGUUCCCCUACAAGAAGCGCAAGUUCGACGAGAAGCGCAAGUUCAAGAAGGAGAAGAAC